AUGCUAAUGUUGCCGCUAUGUAUACGUCUUGUCAAGAUCAAUCGCAACCGUCCUUCCAAGCGUGUUCCCAAUACUUUCGAAAGUUGGAGCUGUCCUGAAAUCCGUAGGAACUCCCAACACACACACCCAAAAUGUGAUCUCCGAUGGGAAGUUCAGAGAUUGCUGUGGCUUCCACCGCGCCAUAGCUAUCUUCCAGUAAUCAAAGAGGAAGAAAAGAGUGAGGUGAUCAAAGAGAAGGAUCCAGAUGCGAAUGGAAAGAAUCAGGGGGUGCGUAGAAGAGCUUUACGACAUACAUCAUGCACAACCGCAAGUACCAAGUUGAGAGCUACGGCAGCUGUACUUUCCCCACCCAAACGAAACGCAGCCAAUAUGGGUUCACGUCAGGGUGAGGGGGCUAGGCCACCAGCGGGCAAGGGAACUUCAAACCCGAAGCUUGGUACUCAGAAAUAGUAAUUUUAAUGAAUCAGGACAAGCUUAAGGAAGGUUGCAAACAGGUGGUGAUGGUGGGGACUGUAGUUCUAGUUGAGGCAAUAAGUCCUACGAGUUUUUAUAUUUAUUGUUGGUUUUUGGUUGUUCUGGUUUUUUAUUUUCGCUAUAUUUUGGUUUUUUGUUUGAGCUUUGGUUGUAUCCAGAGGUGUGUUGCUUUAAUUUGUUUUUUAAGACCGGAGUAUGAGGUCUUCUUAUGGAAUAAAACUGGUUGGCUG
Eruca vesicaria subsp. sativa (arugula) is the source of this 704-nucleotide messenger RNA. NCBI's taxonomy places the organism in Eukaryota, Viridiplantae, Streptophyta, Magnoliopsida, Brassicales, Brassicaceae. The record is from the annotation of a GenBank genome assembly.